AUGAGACGACGAAUAUCUUCCACCAUGAAAUUCGACUUUCGUUCUCUAGUCAAGGGUGACGACAAUGCCACCAAACCUCUUGACUCCACAUCACCCUACUACCUCCAUCCCUCCGAUGGACCACAAAUCACAAUUUGUUCCAUUGUCUUACGUGGUGAGAACUAUAACGAAUGGGUUCGUUUGAUGCGCAAUAAUUUCUGUGUAAAGAACAAACUAGGCUUCCUCAAUGGAACCAUAACCAAGGCAAAGGAAGGAACUCAAGAAGCGUCCUUAUGGGUGACGGUUAAUUCAACACUUAUGGGAUGGGUUCAUAAUAAUCUUGAUCCAGUUCGCGGGAAGCCGGUAGUGAAUUACUACAUCGAACUACGAAAUAUAUGGGAUGAACUUGUGGGAUAUUCUACUGUUCCAACAUGCACUUGUGCCGUUGCUACUGCCUUUAUUCAAGAGAAAGAGAAUGAAAAGGUACAUGAUUUUCUUGCUGGUUUGGAUUCCACUCUUUAUAAACCUGUUGUCUCAAACAUUUUGAUGUUGGAUCCUUUGCUGAUCUUAAACACAGUCUUUGCUAAAAUUGUGACUGAGGAACAUCGCCAAACUAUUGCUCGUGCCCAUAAAACCAAUUAUGAUGUUUGGGCUACGCUUGUGAACAUGCUCAACACUUCAAAAGGGCAGUCUUCUUCAAUCGAGAAGUUGAGUGGUAAGUUUAGUUCUUUUGCUGAAUGGAUCAUCGAUACCGGAUGCUCAAAUCACAUGAUUGGUAAUGCUAAAUUAUUUAGCCAAUUAUUUGAUGUUUCUCCUACUUCUAUUGGGUUGCCUAAUGGUAAACAAAUCAUUUCCACUAAGGAAGGCACGAUAACUUUGAACAAAUAUAUGGACUAUGCUUUGAGGACUCUGAUUGGAGCGGGUGAUCAAUGUGACGAGGUUUAUUGGUUACGACCCUUGCGACAACUUCAAGCUUAUCAAGCAACUGUGGAAGAAAAAAGAGAAUUGUGGCAUCAACGGCUGGGACACCCUUCUCGGAAAGUAGACUUCCUUUUGCCUAAUAUUAUUAGAAAUAAUGGAAAUAAGGAUGUUAAUGUUAUCCAUGAAGCUUGUGAUAUUUGUUUAAGAGCCAAGCAAACCAGAAGAGUAUUUUCUUUAAGUAAUAGUAGAGCAAAAGAUGUUUUUGAUUUAAUCCAUUGUGAUAUAUGGGGUGUGUAUACUUUGUCUGCUAGUUGUGGUGCUCAUUAUUUUUCAACUAUUGUUGAUGAUUGUUCUCAAGUCGUAUGGGUUUAUUUGAUGACUACCAAAUCUGAGGUGCCUCAACUUAUUUAG
Humulus lupulus (European hop) is the source of this 1311-nucleotide messenger RNA. RefSeq lists its product as uncharacterized. The transcript is spliced from 4 exons. Bases 1 to 1311 code for a protein of 436 amino acids. Gene Ontology annotation, molecular function: nucleic acid binding. The record is from RefSeq and is a predicted model, not a curated record. NCBI's taxonomy places the organism in Eukaryota, Viridiplantae, Streptophyta, Magnoliopsida, Rosales, Cannabaceae.